Messenger RNA from Dendrobium catenatum, 1036 nucleotides. RefSeq names its product peptide deformylase 1A, chloroplastic. The record is from RefSeq and is a predicted model, not a curated record. Gene Ontology annotation, biological process: peptidyl-methionine modification; N-terminal protein amino acid modification. Lineage: Eukaryota; Viridiplantae; Streptophyta; Magnoliopsida; Asparagales; Orchidaceae. Gene Ontology annotation, cellular component: chloroplast; mitochondrion. The transcript has 4 exons. Gene Ontology annotation, molecular function: peptide deformylase activity. Bases 25 to 840 code for a protein of 271 amino acids.
AGGCACCGAAAGGGGGCAACAAAAAUGGAGGCCAUGUACCGCGUCCUCCCAAUCUCCUCCUCUGACACCAUACUUCGUAUACCCAGAAAACUCCAACUCUCCCUCUAUGCCUCCAUCCUCUUUCACAAAGACGGCAACUUUUCAGCCAAAAGCGCCGCUCCCAUUCUGCAUCGCUUCUCCGAUGGCGUUCGCAGAAGAGCCACUGCAAAGGUCUCCGCUGGAUGGUUCUCUGGAUUCACCGUGAAGAAAGAUGCCCUUCCGGAAAUCGUCAAGGCUGGUGAUCCGGUCCUCCACGAGCCCGCCGCUGAGGUCCCCUUGGAGGACAUCGGGUCGGAUAAGAUCCAGAAGAUCAUAGAUGACAUGAUUGGGGUCAUGCGGAAGGCUCCUGGUGUCGGCCUCGCUGCUCCACAAAUUGGUAUUCCUUUGAGGAUUAUUGUUCUUGAAGACACAGAGGAAUACAUUAGUUAUGCUUCUAAGAAUGAAACUGAAGCACAAGACCGGCGACCUUUUGAUCUGCUGGUAAUAAUUAAUCCAAAGCUUGAGAAGAAGGGAAGCAAAACAGCUUUGUUUUUUGAAGGAUGUUUGAGCGUUGAUGGAUUUAGAGCUAUGGUCGAGCGGCAUCUGCAGGUUGAGGUCACAGGUCAUAGUCGUUUUGGCCAACCUAUCAAAAUUUCUUCGUCCGGUUGGAUGGCUCGCAUAUUACAGCAUGAGUUUGAUCAUCUGGAUGGGACUAUAUAUGUGGAUAAGAUUGUUCCAAGGACCUUCAGGAAAGUUGAAAAUCUGGAUUUGCCUCUUCCAGUAGGUUGCCCAAAGCCAGGUGUCUAUAAUCAUGGCUUGUGACCUAUGAAGCUAAAUUUUCUUAGGUAAUUGUUUUAGAAGGUUUAUAACAUUAAUGCUGAUUCAUUUGUUUCAUGCUUCAAAUUUUGUUUUAAUUGCUUCAGAGUGUUGCAAUAACUAAAUUUUGCUUUGGUUUUAUCUGCAAUUGUAAACUGUGACGAUUUUUCAUUCUUUACAAGUGAAUUCUUAGAUUGCAAAU